Messenger RNA from Schizophyllum commune H4-8, 2153 nucleotides. RefSeq lists its product as uncharacterized. The coding region runs from base 51 to 1913 and encodes 620 amino acids. The record is from RefSeq and is a predicted model, not a curated record. Lineage: Eukaryota; Fungi; Basidiomycota; Agaricomycetes; Agaricales; Schizophyllaceae. The transcript has 3 exons.
GCCAUCAUCACCAUCUCUUGCGAGGCGCAAGUCUGCCUCAGGCCCUCACCAUGGCUCUCCCAGAGCUCGCCGUUCUUUGCCUUUUCGUCCUUCCCGCUACCGCGAUGCCCAUCAACAUGCGUUCCCCUACUGGCACGGCUUGCCUGGCAGUCUUCCUCGCUCUUUUCCUCCUCCUCACCUUUCUAUUCAUCUUCAAGCUCCUAUACAAAUCCCGCCGUUGCCGACCUCUAUCUGAUUGCGGUAGCCACACAGUCAGCGAGAAGACGGACUGGUCGGCGUCGACCAUUCGGCCCUUCGAGAACACCAACUCUCACUGGACGGACGAUAUCCAGAAGAAAGGCUUCCUCGUCGGUCUUUUCGGGUCUCCUUCCUGGGAAACCAGCGCCAAAGCGAUCGAGGACCGCGCCCGCAUCUUCUGCCGCUCGUUCGACAAUCGCUCUUUGCGCUCCUCCCGCCGAUCGACCCGCUAUGGCAGCAGUAUUCGGACGAACGAGAAGUACCCUCACGACGAACUCGAGAAACGCCGCUCGCUCGGAAAUGUCUUUGACCACCGCGCCCUCUACACGAUCAGCCCCAAGUCGCCGUCUGGCUUCGCUCACGCCGUGCAACUGCCUGUCUUCCCGACCCGCCCUAAGAAUCCCUCCCCCGUGUCACGCUCUUCCAGGAUGUUCACCCUGCCGAAUCUCUCGUUCCCGAAGUCGACGACAGAUCCAAGCGACGCGAUCGGCCAUCGGCAGCGCCGCUCGCGCCUGAGCUGGAAGAGCUGGAAGUCCGGCUCCUCGGCGUCUGGCGGUGCCUCGCUAAGACUGGUCGAUGCUAAAGACGUUCCGGAUCUGCCUCUGCCUCUCUCGCCUGAUCUGGACAAGCGGCAGUCCGUCGCUACGCAGUGGUCGACGGAAUCGCGGCCUAGGUACUCGCGCUACAGCCUGACCACGCCGAAGAUUCCUAUGCCGUCCGCCGUCGCUUCGCCUCUUUUCAGCCCCACUCCCUCGGGUGUCGACGAAUUCGGACAGCGUCUCUCUGCCAUGUACAUCUCGCAUCCCUACGCUCUCACUUCGUGCCUCAAACGAAACUCGAGCGAGCCCGUUCCUGCGCCUACAAGCCUCGCCCCACACUCGCCUCAAUGCCGCAGUCCGUCUAUCCCGAACCAUCCGUACUCGUCUCUCGAUGCUGUCGUGUCCGCUCAAAGCAACAUACCCGCUGCGAAGUCACGCUCUCCGCCUACUACGCCCGAUCUGUCGUCCUUCCCCUCGCCGCCUUUGUCUGUUGUGCCGACGCCGAAACUCAAGUCUGCCCUCAAGAAACGCAACCCGAGCACAAGGUCUAGUCGACGCCAGUCACCUGUUGGUCCGUCUCCGCUUCGUAUCGUGACGCUGCCUGAUUCGGAGUCUGGAGGUCGCAUUGUCAAUGGUGCGACGGCGGAUGGCAUGCCACCGAUGGAGAACCUCUACGCGCAGUCGCUCUACGCUGGUCUUCCCUUUCUGAACGCUCAGCCGUACGAUGGCGUUGGCCUUGGACAUCCCUCGUCGUCAAAGGGCUACGCGCAUAGCCGGGCGAGCAGCGUGGCGACUCGCGAUGACCCCGCGGCCCUACUGGGCAUCAUUCGCGAGCUCGCAGACGAGGCGAGUGCUUGGGACCCAGAGCUCUUCAUGAGCACGAGCUUCCGUGCGAUGCUGGAGGAGACGAGCAAGGAGGCCAUCCCCGUGGACCGCUCGGCGGAGAUGGAUUUGGCGAUGCUGGGGAUAGAGAUCAUCAGGGAGGAAGAAGAAGAGCUCAUGGAGCCCGAUUCGAGUGGCUCGGAUCAGACGAUGGGGUCCAGCGGGAAUGGCCAGGCGUCGUUUUGGGAGGAGGGCGGGUGGUCGGGCAGUAGUGGAAGUCCCAGCCCUGUCGUUGAAGUCGGACAAGCGUGCUAAACCCUUGCGAAACCUUUUGUAUACCCCGUCUUUUCAUCGUGCUAGCUCUCGUCCAUCCGUCUUUAUUUACUCGCUCUCCAGUGACUAUACGCUCAUCAUGCUCUAUCGACGUCCCUUUUGUGUCACUGUCUGGUUCUAAAGUUCCGGCUUGACUUAUCCUACUAGUACUACUACUAUAUGUACCUAUCUUCGUACAGAGUCGGUGUAUGGAAUCGUGUAAUUCAGUGACCUGAUCUGCUU